CUGCGACCGCCGCUUCCCCCGACCCCGCGGCGCGCGGCGCGUCGGGUUCCGGACAGGUCCCGUGUGACGUGGCCGCGCGCCGGGGGCGGCUCCGGGCUGGGGGCCGGGAGGCCGAGUCGGGCGGGGCAGACCCGGGGCGGGGCGCGGCGCCGCUGCUGGAUGGCCGGGGCCUCCCGGAGCGCAGCCGCCGCCGCACGCACGUGGCAUGCCUGGAUGUCCCUGUCCUGGCGGUGGCAUGGCGGGCCAAAGGCUCCUCUUCUUCACUGUUCUUGCCCUAGAGCUCCUGGGAGGGGCUGGGGGUUCCCAGCCGGCCCUCCGGAGCCGGGGGCCUGCAGCUGCCUGUCGCCUGGACAACAAGGAAAGCGAAUCCUGGGGGGCCCUGCUGAGCGGGGAGAGGCUGGACACCUGGAUCUGCUCCCUCCUGGGCUCCCUCAUGGUGGGGCUCAGUGGGGUCUUCCCACUGCUGGUGAUUCCCUUGGAGAUGGGGACAGUGCUGCGCUCAGAAGCUGGGGCCCGCCGCCUGAAGCAGCUGCUCAGCUUUGCCUUGGGGGGACUUUUGGGCAAUGUGUUUCUCCACCUGCUGCCCGAGGCAUGGGCCUACACAUGCAGUGCCAGCCCUGUGCUGCCCCCUGCAGGUGGUGAGGGCCAGAGCCUGCAGCAGCAACAGCAGCUGGGACUGUGGGUCAUUGCUGGCUUCCUGACCUUUCUGGCAUUGGAGAAGAUGUUCCUGGACAGCAAGGAGAAGGAGGGGACCAGCCAGGCCCCCAGCAAAGACCCCGCUGCUGCUGCCGUGCUCAGUGGAGGCCACUCUCUGGCCCAGCCGGCUGCAGAGCCCGGCGUGAGUGCCGUGGUCCGGACCAUCAAAGUCAGUGGCUAUCUCAACCUGCUGGCCAACACCAUAGACAACUUCACUCACGGGCUGGCUGUAGCUGCCAGCUUCCUUGUGAGCAAGAAGAUUGGGCUCCUGACCACCAUGGCCAUCCUUCUGCACGAGAUCCCCCAUGAGGUGGGCGACUUUGCCAUCCUGCUCCGGGCCGGCUUUGACCGAUGGAGCGCAGCCAAGCUGCAGCUCUCGACGGCACUGGGGGGCCUGCUGGGCGCCUGCUUCGCCAUCUGUACGCAGUCCCCCAAGGGAAAGAGACUGUGGCCUGGAUCCUGCCCUUCACCUCUGGCGGCUUUCUCUACAUCGCCCUGGUGAACGUGCUGCCUGACCUCUUGGAGGAAGAUGACCCGUGGCGCUCCCUGCAGCAGGUGCUGCUGCUGUGCACGGGCAUCGUGGUGAUGGUGCUCUUCUCACUUUUCGUGGAGUGACCGUCCCUGCCACCCCCCACACAGCAAUAAGAGACUCGGAUUCACUCUGACUGUGUGUGAGGCAGAGGGCAAGUGCCUGAGAGCGCACCUCUGACCAGAUGAGAGGGUGGUGUGCGUGCG
Molecule: messenger RNA, 1431 nt
Organism: Lontra canadensis (Northern American river otter)
Lineage: Eukaryota; Metazoa; Chordata; Mammalia; Carnivora; Mustelidae
Gene: SLC39A13
Product: solute carrier family 39 member 13
Exons: 10
Coding region: 206-1198 (330 amino acids)
Biological process (GO): intracellular zinc ion homeostasis; zinc ion transmembrane transport
Cellular component (GO): membrane
Molecular function (GO): zinc ion transmembrane transporter activity
Source: RefSeq, a predicted model, not a curated record